Trachymyrmex cornetzi is the source of this 3935-nucleotide messenger RNA. RefSeq names its product ankyrin repeat domain-containing protein 50. Gene Ontology annotation, molecular function: protein binding. The record is from RefSeq and is a predicted model, not a curated record. Bases 82 to 3861 code for a protein of 1259 amino acids. Lineage: Eukaryota; Metazoa; Arthropoda; Insecta; Hymenoptera; Formicidae. The transcript has 15 exons.
CUGGCUAAUCAUCACCAUCUAUUCCCACAAUGGCUUUUGUUAGUUUGCACCGCUCGACGACAGAGUAAGACUAUAUCGCGUAUGUUCACUGGCUUUCGCAAGAUCUCACUGGACGACCUAAGAAAGUCUCAGGUCGUUAGGGAUGUUCAGCAAUAUAUCCUCGCGCGGCUGGAUCAGGAAGACGCGCUUAGGCAGCACAUCUCGCGUGACACCGCCGAGAUGCUGAACCAGCUGCACAUAAAGAGCAACGGCUGCUUUCUGUACCUGGAGAAAGUUCUCGACGGCGUGGCGGAGAACUUUAUUGUUCUGCGCGAGGUGCGAGAGAUACCAGGAACGCUGAACGGCCUAUACCUCUGGCUCUGCCAGCGACUCUUCAGCAGGAAGCAAUUCAGCAAGGUGCAGCCUCUACUCAACGUCAUACUCGCCGCCAAAUUGCCCAUCACUCAAGAGAUUCUGUACGAGAGCGUGAAGACGGCCUGCGUCGGCAUCACCGUGGAGGACUUCAAUCGCCGGCUCCAUUUGCUGCGACGGGUGAUAUCGGUCUCGCGUGCCGGCGCAUUGAUGCUUUUUCAUCACAGCUUCGCCGAAUGGCUGCUGGACGUAAAGCACUGCACCCAGAAGUAUCUUUGUUCGGCCACUGAGGGUCAUGCCAUGCUGGCGGCCUACUACACUCUACGCGGUCCCGCGCUCAAUCCCGACGAGAUCUGCGUACUGGCGCAACACCUGCAACGUGUUAUAACGAGCAUUCCGGUUAACACCACGUUGGAUGUCUACACUCUUCAAGUACUCUGGAUGAUUGGCAGUAACGCGCCCAUCGAAGGCUGUUAUCUGGAUAGCUCCGAGUGCAUUCUUUGGCCCAGGCAGGAUGUUAAGCUUCUGAAAUUGCUAAUCGACACUGGUGCUAAGCCCUCUGAGAAAACGAUUGAUGAUGACGCUAGCAAAGAUGCUAUUUCUUCUAGUCAGGUUUCGCAAGAUGUGAGCCCCAUUGAUGAAUCUCCGAGUGAACCGCUAACAGAGCUUCUCGGUGAAAGCGGAGAUAUCAAUCAAACAGACUCUUAUGGACGAACGGUGUUACACACUUUAGCUGCCGACGGCAAUGCAUCUCUUCUGGAAUUGGCGCUUGCAGCCUGCCCUCAGGCAAAAUUGGAAACGGUCGACCGUAAUGGACAAACGCCACUGAACUUGGCCGCCAGGCAUGGUUACUCGGAUGUGGUGCGUGUUCUUUUAGCUGCCGGUGCGAGGGCGGAUCACGCAGACUGUGACGGCUGGACCGCCCUCAGGGCCGCUGCCUGGGGAGGGCAUACUCAGGUGGUCGAGCAACUUCUGAAGCACGGGGCUAUGGUAGAUUGCGCGGAUUGGGAUCAACGAACUGCGUUAAGAGCCGCCGCAUGGGGCGGUCACGAGGAUAUCGUUAAGGCUCUCUUAAAACACGGCGCGGACGUUAACAGAACAGACGACGAAGGUAGAACUGCUUUAAUCGCCGCGGCAUAUAUGGGUCAUAAUGAAAUCGUGGAACAUCUUUUGGAUUUCGGUGCUGAAAUCGAUCACGCGGACAGCGACGGCAGAACUGCGCUCAGUGUUGCCGCGCUAUGUGUUCCUGCCAAUCACGGAUACGUAAAGGUAGUCACGAUACUUUUAGAGCGAGGUGCCACCGUGGAUCACGAAGACAAAGACGGCAUGACUCCGCUGCUAGUCGCCGCGUUCGAGGGUCAUCGCGACGUUUGCGAUUUGCUUCUGGAAUUCGACGCGGAUAUGGAUCAUUGCGACGUCACUGGGAGGACGCCUUUGUGGGCGGCCGCGAGUAUGGGACACGGCUCGGUCGUCAAGCUCUUACUGUACUGGGGCUGCUGCGUCGACACUAUAGACAACGAAGGCAGGACCGUUCUCAGCGUGGCCGCUGCCCAGGGCGGCACGGACGUCGUGAAGCAAUUGCUCGCCAGAGGCCUAGAUGAGCAACAUAGAGACAAUUCUGGCUGGACCCCACUACACUAUGCGGCGUUCGAGGGUCACGUCGAUGUUUGUGAGGCGUUACUAGAGGCUGGCGCGAAGAUUGACGAGACGGACAAUGAUGGAAAGAGCGCUAUUAUGCUCGCAGCACAGGAAGGGCACACGUCAUUGGUAGAGAGAUUACUGAAACAACACAACGCGCCUAUAGAUCAGCAUGCCCACGAUGGUAAAACCGCUUUAAGACUCGCGGCUCUGGAAGGACAUUAUGAUACAGUGAAGAUAUUAUUAUCUCAUAAUGCUGAUGUUAACGCGAAAGAUGCCGAUGGAAGAAGCACUCUCUAUAUACUCGCGUUAGAAAACAGAUUAGCUAUGGCGAGGUUUUUGCUCGAACACGCGAACGCAGACGUAGAAGGUAGAGAUUCAGAAGGUAGAACGUCAUUACAUGUAAGCGCUUGGCAAGGACACGUGGAGAUGGUAGCGUUGUUGCUAACCGAGGGUGCAGCUAGCGUGAACGCUUGUGACAAUGAAAAUAGAACACCGCUUCAUUCGGCUGCUUGGCAAGGUCACGCAGCGAUUGUCAGAUUGCUCUUGGAACAUGGUGCCACUCCUGAUCACACUUGUAAUCAAGGUGCAACGGCUCUAGGUAUAGCUGCUCAGGAAGGACACGAACACUGUGUUCGGGCGCUUUUGAACCAUGGAGCUGACCCUAAUCACUCCGAUCACUGUGGACGUAACGCCAUUAAAGUAGCCGCUAAAAGCGGUCACGAUACAGUUGUUAGGCUGUUGGAAGAGCAUUCUGCGAAUCAACGCAGUUUGAGGCCUGGUAUCAAUGGAGGUGGUAGUAGUAGUGCUACUUCUGUCACAUCUAAUUCAACGGCUGAGACUAAACCUUCAUCGGCAAUUCUAAAUCCUCUGUCGACGCAAUACAGUCCAGCGGAAUCGCCAGACUCGACGAAACGACGCAGUUGCGUUUCUUUAGGCAACAAUUCUAGCAACAGCAAAUCGAGCAGUAAUUUAACUGGCAGCACUAAGAGCGAUCAAGGAAAAUUCAAUCAGAACUCGAUAGUUAAUUGUCAGGCACCGUUAUCUUUCACUCAACAACUACAGCAAUGCUCAAGGGGAGCAAAGAGUCGACCACUCAGCAAACUAUUGUCACCUUUGAAAAGCGAGCCGCAGAGUCCAAUAUACGCCUCACCUCCGCACUCUCCGUUAAGCGACAGUCUUAUUCCUUACUCACCUACAAACACGAGUCCACCUAGUGCUCAAACGGCAGUUAACGUGAUACAGAGUCAGCUGGGCGUAUCGUUGCUGGCAGCAAAUCCAAAUAUGUCGUAUAAAACGCAGAUGGGAUACAAUCAUACGCCCGUCAUCUACGAGCCUAUCAACAUCAAAACUGAGAUUAUUGACAGGAAUAACAUGAGUAAGCCAUUUGAAUUAACGAACGAAAUGUUGGGCUUGAAUAUUGGGAAAGAUAAAGAGAAUGGGCAUGAUGAGAAACGAAAUUCGGCUGACACGCAUUUUACACGAGACACUCAUAUGAGAAUAAUUUUGGGAAACAGCGGCGCUGGCGUUGGUAGAAGCGUCAAGCACGUUUCGGAUCACACACCUGGAAGACUUUGCAGAAAUCACAAUGGUCGUAUAAGGAAGACACACCGCUUCAUGAGCGAUAGGCUUUCCUUCCUUUUUCAACCCUCCCGAGCGAAAAAAGAUAGAAUAUGUAGUCAAGGAGGACAUACGACAAUUGCAAGCAAUGUAAAACCAAAGCGUAAUGGUUUGGUAUCCAACCCAGCCAUGAGAUUAGUAGCAGGCGUUAGAAAUGGAAUUGAGAAUGCUACAAAUAGAAAUAAGCCUAUUACAACACGUGUAAAUGGAUUCCAAUGGAAGGCGGAAGCACGCAAAGAAACUCCCUUGUAGGGACAGGCUGUACCUCAUGGAUUGUCUCGGCGAAGAGCCACGAGCCAAUACCGUAGAUGGCGAUCUGCCGCGAA